Messenger RNA from Lathyrus oleraceus (garden pea), 1626 nucleotides. RefSeq lists its product as uncharacterized. Bases 1 to 1626 code for a protein of 541 amino acids. The transcript has 2 exons. The record is from RefSeq and is a predicted model, not a curated record. Lineage: Eukaryota; Viridiplantae; Streptophyta; Magnoliopsida; Fabales; Fabaceae.
AUGCAGUUAGCUGAUAUUUUUACAAAGGCCUUGGAUGCAAAUCAGUUUGAAGUCCUGAGAGGAAAACUAGGGCUUUGCAUUUAUGAAGACUUGCAGCAAUUAAUAUGGAGUGGGAAAAGUAAGCAAAUCAGUGUCUAUGUGGCUAAAAUAAAGUGCCCCCAUUAUGCCAAAUCAUCACCUAGUUUUGGAAAUACCAUCUAUUACGUCUUCACACGCUACCCCCACAACUUCACUACCUACUCCAUCUUCCUGCUCCUUCCUCACACACCUCUACUAGGGAAACUACACUUUUUCCAUAAAAACUCCAAAAUGUCACAACAUCAAAAUACUUCUACUUCAAAAACUACUAAGUCUAUUCAAAAGGUUAGCGCUCCUUCCAUGGACAUUUUCGAUGAUGAGAUUCUGGAUGUGGUUCCUCUAUCAGUUAUUCUCUGUGAGGUCCUUAAUUUGAACCAUCCCAUGGAUGCCUCAGCUUCUGCAUGCCCCAAUCAAGGUAACAUCUCUAGUAUCCCUUCUGGCUCAAUUCCUGCCACUAAUUCUAAGGAAGAUAUACACCACACUGAUCGUGUUAUAAGAAACCUAGUCAUUAGAAUCCUUAAUGAAAGACAUUCUCUGAAGGGAGUCUCUACUCCCCUGUCUAAAAUGUACCCAUCUCCUAAGGUUGAACAACAUAGUGAGAAGGAUGACGAUUUCUCUAGUUCUGAGAAGGACAUGGCUGCUGAAGGGUUGUGCUCUCUAGGGCAAACUGUGUCUGAUAAAGGAAAAUAUGUGGCAUCUAAAAUUGUCGAUGCUUCCCACUCUAAGAAGCAUGAUAAUGCAAACGAUGUGAAUGACCUAGAGGAUGAUAGGUCUGAUGAUCAAGAGGAUAACUUACUUCAUCAUUUAAAGCCAAGUGUGGCUAAAUGCACGAAGACUCGAAAAGGAAGAUCUGUGGCUGAACUUAUGUCAGCUAGAAAAGCUAAGAAGACUGUUGGUAUUGGGCCCUCCAAAUCUUGGAGCAAGGUUGAAGUGAAGAAGAGGAAGGUUAGAGAAGAUUCUGAGUCUGAAGAGGAUGUUGAGGAAGAUAUCCCUGUCAUCUCUCCUGUGAAGAAAAUCAUUGUGAGGAAGUCUCAUGUUAAAGUUGCUGCUGUGCACUUGGAUAACAUGUCUUUCCAUCUUGAGGAUGGAGCUGCCAAGUGGAAAUUUGUGAUUCAAAGAAGGGUGGUUGUGGAAAGGGAGUUGGGAAAAGAUAUUGAUGAAGUCAAGGAGGUCAUGGACCUGAUAAAGGCUGUUGGGUUGUUGAAGACUGUGGCUGGGUUCUCUCAAUGCUAUAAAGGUGAAUUAGAAGCUACAGACAAUGAGGUUUGUAGACAGAUUACAACUAGGCAGGUGAAAUGUUGGCCUAUUAAAAAGCAUCUUCCUGCUGGGAAGUUGACUGUCAAGUAUGCUAUAUUGCAUAAAAUACGAGCUGCAAAUUUGGUGCAUACCAACCAUAUUUCCACCAUUGCUAAUACCCUUGGAAGGUUUAUUUUUGUUGUUGGAACCAAAGUGAAUUUUGACUAUGGUAGAUUUAUAUUUGAACAAAUCAUCAAGCAUGCAUCUACUAAUGCAGUUAAGCUGCCUAUUGCCUUGCCCUCUAUGAUCUGA